AUGGGUAAUAAUGAGUUUCUAUUUCUAAGCAGAGAAGGGGAGAACAUGCAAGGAAGUGUUUACAUGGUAAGCGGGCCUGUGGUUAUUGCAGAGAACAUGCUUGGGUGUGCCAUGUAUGAACUUGCAAAGGUGGGGCACCAGGGCCUCAUGGGCGAGGUAAUAAAGAUAGAGGGAGAUAAGAUUACAAUCCAGGUAUAUGAAGAAACAUCUGGUCUUGGUGUUGGAGAUCCUGUUGUUCGGCUAGGGCACCCUUUGUGUGUUGAGCUGGGCCCAGGGCUUCUUGAUAAUAUAUUUGACGGGAUACAGAGGCCACUGCGGCAGAUAUACAAUGACACGAAGAGUCUGUACAUCCCCAAUGGUAUUGCAGCACCAGCUCUGGAUAGGACCAAGAAGUGGGAGUUUACUCCGACUGUGUCAAUUGGAGAAUCUUUAAAGCCAGGAGACAUCUUUGGAACAGUGCAGGAGAAUACUCUUCUCCGACUGCGUCUUAUGGUGUCACCAAAAAGUAGGGGCGGGGUUGUCACAAAGAUAGCCGAAAAGGGAGAGUACACGGUGGAAGAGGUGCUUCUAGAGAUGGAGAACAACGGAGUGAAGAGCCAGGAGAAAAUGUACCAGGUGUGGCCAGUGCGAUCACCCAGACCAAUUAAGCAGAAGCUGACACCAGUGCAGCAGCUGUUCACUGGGCAAAGGCUUCUGGACUCCAUGUUCCCAUGCGUGCAGGGAGGGACAGCUGCUAUUCCAGGCGCUUUUGGGUGCGGAAAAACAGUUAUUUCGCAGUCUCUGUCAAAAUACUCAAACUCUGAUGUAAUAGUGUAUGUGGGGUGCGGUGAGCGAGGAAACGAAAUGAGCGAGGUUCUGCAGGAGUUUCCCACGCUCAAGAUAAAUGUAGAUGGCAAAGAGGAGUCAAUUAUGAAGAGAACCGUGCUUAUUGCAAAUACUUCUAAUAUGCCGGUGGCUGCCAGAGAGGCAUCAAUCUACACAGGAAUCACAAUAGCCGAGUACUACCGAGACCAGGGAUACAACGUGUCCAUGAUGGCAGACUCAACCUCCAGAUGGGCUGAGGCGCUUAGAGAGAUAAGUGGUAGGCUGGCAGAAAUGCCGGCGGACAGUGGAUAUCCUGCGUAUCUUGGGGCACGACUGGCAUUUUUCUAUGAAAGAGCUGGAUACACUGAGUGCCUGGGCACCAAAGAAAGGCAGGGUAGUGUUACUGUUGUAGGAGCAGUCUCACCGCCAGGAGGAGACUUUUCAGACCCAGUCACAGCAGCCACUCUGGGGAUUGUGCAGGUGUUCUGGGGGCUGGAUAAGAAGCUUGCGCAGAGAAAGCACUUCCCAAGUGUCAACUGGAACCUUAGCUACUCAAAGUACAUUAACCUGCUAACGCCAUACCACAAUGUGUACGAUGCAAAGUAUGCAGAGUCAAUGAAGGUUGUGAAGGAGCUGCUGCAGAAAGAAGAGUCCUUGAGCGAAAUAGUGCAGCUUGUUGGAAAAGGCUCGCUAGGGGAACUGGAAAAGCUUGAAAUGAGCGUGGCAAAGGUUAUCAAGGAGGACUUCCUGCAGCAAAACGGAGUGUCGCUAUACGAUAAGUACUGUCCUUUCUACAAAACAGUUUUGAUGAGCAACAUGAUUGUGCACUACUACAGAACGUGCAGAGAGCUGCUGGAGACAAAGACUGUGCCAUCUUGGGAGUUCUUGCUGAAUGAGACGAAAGACGUCUACUACAAGCUCACAAGAAUGAAGUUUGAGGACCCGGUGAAUGGAGAGGAUAAAGUAACAAAGAACUUGAUGCAGCUGCAAAAGAACCUGGAAGAUGCAGUGCGCGUGUUCACUGAGUAG
This is a messenger RNA of Nematocida ausubeli, 1833 nucleotides long. Its product is annotated as V-type proton ATPase catalytic subunit A. The transcript has a single exon. Gene Ontology annotation, molecular function: proton-transporting ATPase activity, rotational mechanism; ATP binding; ATP hydrolysis activity. The coding region runs from base 1 to 1833 and encodes 610 amino acids. Gene Ontology annotation, cellular component: proton-transporting V-type ATPase, V1 domain. Gene Ontology annotation, biological process: proton transmembrane transport; ATP metabolic process. The record is from RefSeq and is a predicted model, not a curated record. NCBI's taxonomy places the organism in Eukaryota, Fungi, Microsporidia.